UCCCUGCGGCUCCCGACCCUGCUCCCCCCGACGCCAGCUCCCUCCCUCCCAGCCCCACCGAACCCCUUCUCUCCCUCCUCCUGCAGGCCAUGGCUGCCAUACAAUUCUUCGCCAAGGUUGUGCGAACCAUCCUCUGGAAUGCUCAGAUGGUCGGUGAUGAGCUGGAUGAGGCCACACGUGAGCGCGUGCGGCAGCGUGAGGAGUAUCUUAGCUGGAAGAUGACUCGGCUGCUGCAGGAGCUGGAGCAGGGGACGCGGGAGCUGGAGCAGAGGACCCAGGAGCAGAGCGGCUUGGCCUGGGGAGCCCCGCUCUUCGCUGCCUUGCAGCAGUGGCAGUUCUGGGCUGUUGCUGGAGUCCUGCUCCUGCUCCUCCCGCUCUUUGGGCUCUGCUGGUGGCUCAGGAAAAGGAGCCGUCAGCCAGCCAGCAGCAGCAAGGAGGCCAGCUGCAGAAAGAAGGCGGAUGAGGUGGAGCAAAAAGCAAAAGACUAUCUUGCAGUGGAUAUUGGCACAAAAUGGGCCAAGCGCUUCAGGGAACUGGACGAAGUGUUCCGAACGGUGGAGGAGUUUAUCCGGAUCUCCCAAAAACAAGGAGGCAAGGGAAAUUAUCAUGCCAUGACUGAAGCCAGCCAUUGGAUGACGCUGUCUACUGCCUGCCUGCUCAUGCCCCCGAAGCCCCACCGUGGGCACACCUUCCACCUCGAGCUGGGCACUGCAGGGGAGAUGGCGGCGAGGAACUCCAGCUUCCACGUGGAGCUGGAGCGCACCUGCACGAGGGAGCGGCUGGUGGAGGACACGCUGUGCUGCAGAACUGAGCGCGCUGGACAUGGAAAACACGCUCCUCAAUUGGCUGUGGAAAUUGCUGCUGCAGCUUUCCUCCACAGCAAAAGCAUACGCUGCGGAGUGGGACCCGAUGCAGCUGAAGGGGCCAUUGCAAGGAGCCUUGCAACAGAGAAGCCUGCUACCAGGUGGACAGUGACCGCCCUCCCUCUUUGA
This is a messenger RNA of Aquila chrysaetos chrysaetos, 992 nucleotides long. RefSeq lists its product as uncharacterized. The record is from RefSeq and is a predicted model, not a curated record. Bases 90 to 992 code for a protein of 300 amino acids. The transcript has 2 exons. Lineage: Eukaryota; Metazoa; Chordata; Aves; Accipitriformes; Accipitridae.